Messenger RNA from Melanotaenia boesemani (Boeseman's rainbowfish), 5183 nucleotides. It is a transcript of the gene add3a, whose product is annotated as adducin 3 (gamma) a. Gene Ontology annotation, molecular function: actin filament binding. Gene Ontology annotation, biological process: barbed-end actin filament capping. The transcript is spliced from 14 exons. Bases 444 to 2390 code for a protein of 648 amino acids. The record is from RefSeq and is a predicted model, not a curated record. Lineage: Eukaryota; Metazoa; Chordata; Actinopteri; Atheriniformes; Melanotaeniidae. Gene Ontology annotation, cellular component: cytoskeleton; postsynaptic density; plasma membrane.
CCCUCAUUCGCAGAGGACACGCACUCACACACGCAUAUCCUCUCACAAACACACUCACAGCUGUUGAUACUUCUCUCUCUGAUGAGCAGCAGGGCGGUCGAGGAGUGGAGUCCGUAGGAAUCGGGAGGGAAAAUUCGAUGUGUGUUGGCAGCUCUGGAGCAUCUGAAUGGAAAUUUUUUAUGGACAAGUGGAAAGACUUGUUUUCUGAUCGCUACCCGGCUCUCACUUUUAGUUGUUGGUUUCCCGCUUUUCCUCUUGGACUCGUCUCGCCCGGCUUCUCUGUUGGAAUUUGAGUGCAGACAGCAGCAGUGAACAACAGACAUGAGUUUUGCCUGUGACGCCUACUACUACUGCCUUUUCUCUCCCAUUCACUGACCAAGGAGGGAGUACAAGGUGAGAGUCAGAGCGGCAGCCACAGAGCAAACGAGCGAGGCGAAGCAGGCAUGAGUGCGGACAACCAUCAGGGGGUGGUGACCACUCCUCCCCCACCUACUGGAAGGACCAAGGAGCGCUAUUUUGACCGAGUCAACGUCAACGAUCCAGAGUACAUCAGGGCCAGAAACAUGUCGCCUGAUCUCCGGCAAGACUUCAACGUUCUGGAGCAGAAGAAACGCGUCACACAGAUACUACAGAGUCCCGCUUUCAAGGAGGAGUUGGAGAGUCUGAUUCAGGAGCAGCAGCGAAAAGGGAACAACCCAACUGGACUGCUGGCCCUUAGGCAGAUCGCAGACUUCUUCAUGGCCAGCUCAGUGGCUGGGUUCAACACUUCCCCUCUCAGUCUGGGGAUGGUCACUCCCAUUAAUGACUUGUACGGCGUGGAAUCUGCCACGAUGGUGAAAGGCGAGAAGCUGACACGCUGUAAACUGGCCAGCCUCUACAGACUGGUGGAUCUGUUCAGCUGGGCACACUUUUCCAACUCCUACAUCACAGGCCGAGUCAGUAAAGAACAAGACCACAUACUCAUCAUCCCCAGAGGUUUAUCAUUUGCUGAGGCUUCUGCAUCAAACCUGGUGAAGGUGAACAUCAUCGGGGAUGUGAUCGAACAGGGCUCCACCAACCUAAAGGUCGACCCAGCGGGUUUCAGCCCCCAUGCUGCAAUCUACUCAAUGCGUCCGGACAUCCGCUGCAUCAUACAUGUGCACACUCCUGCCACUGCAGCUGUCUCAUCUAUGAAAUGCGGCAUAUUACCCAUUUCCCAGGAGGCUCUGAUCUUGGGUGAUAUCGCCUACUAUAACUAUCAAGGCAGCCUGGAUGACCAGGAGGAGCGUAUAGAGCUGCAGAAGGCAUUGGGGCCAACAGCAAAGGUUUUGGUGUUGAGAAAUCAUGGCGUGGUUGCUCUUGGGGAGACCAUCGAAGAGGCCUUUCACUACAUCUAUAAUGCCCAUUAUGCAUGUGAAAUCCAGGUGAAUGCCAUUUCAUGUGCUGGAGGGGUGGACAACCUCAUAGUCCUUGACCAGGAGAAAUAUAAAUCAAGAGUAUUCGCUGUGGCCACGGCAGCGGCCGUCAACAUGGCUGGUCAAUACAAGUGGAAGAUCGGAGAGCUGGAGUUUGAGUCUCUGAUGAGGAUGCUGGAUAACCUGGGUUACAGGACAGGCUAUGCCUACAGACACCCUAUCGUGCGGGAGAAGCCAAGGCACAAGAGCGAAGUGGAGAUUCCCGCUACUGUCACAGCGUUCAUGUUUGAGGAGGACGGUGACGCCACACGGCUGCCCUUCAAGUUCCUGCAGCAGCGGCAGCAGAGGGAGAAGACGCGCUGGCUCAACUCACCCAACAGCUACACCAAGGUCAGCGUGGAGGGUGGAGAGGAGCGCUACAACAGCCGGGCAACCACGUGGAUGAAGGCAGAUGAAACAGGAACUCCAAUCCGGAUCGAAGACCCUAACCAGUUUGUUCCUCUAAACACAGACCCCAGUGAGGUGCUGCAGAAGAGGAACAAAAUCAGGGAGCAGAACCGGUUUGAUGUGAUGACAUCAGGGCCACGCUCACAGCACCUUGCAGGCAUCCCUGUUGAUGAACCACGACGGCCAUACGUGCCCACAGAGGAGGAGCAGAUGGCGCCCCUUCCUCCCAACCCGUUCAGUGAGCUGUCGGAGAAGUACCUGGAGGAGUAUCGCAAGAACGUGGAGAGAAGGCAACUGGGCCUCAGUGAAAACCACACAGGCCUGAUGAAUGGCAAGGACAACCACGACGAGGAGCUGUCAAAGCGCGUCAGUCAGCUGACCACCAGCGUGGAGAGCGUGGAGAUCACCGUUCGCCCGGGAGAGAAGAUUGAGGAGACGCUGUCCCUCGAGAGCUCCCCUUCCAAGUCACCCAGCACCAAGAAGAAGAAGAAGUUCCGCACCCCGUCCUUCCUGAAGAAAAACAAAAAGAAAGAUAAGACGGAGGCCUGAGAGGAGCAGCAGCAGCAGCGGGGGCCGAGGGAGGCAGGAAAAAGCACCUGCUUGAAGAAGAAAGAGGGGUCGAGGGGAUGCCCCCCCACACCCUCCCUUUCUGUGUAAUGUCUUUGUUAUUGUUUUGUCUGUGUUGCUAAUGUCUUUUUAUGUCUCGUUUUCAGUUUUAUUUUAUUUUUUUUAAUAAGAGGUUUUAUGUGCAAAAGGCAGAAUGAUUUAACAGAUAAAACAAAAAAAAUCUAUUGGUUUGUUUAAAAAAAAAAAAAAGAAAAAGAAGAAAAAAGGUUUUUCUUUUUGCAAAGAGACGUGAACGUUUGAGAAAAUUUUUAAGGGGUCGGUGUGUGGGUCCACCGAUUUAAAAACUGGAGCAGAUGAGGGGUGACGAAGACAGACGUCGGUCACUCAUGCAGUACUCUAACAGGGCUCCUUUGGAGUGUCAUUUAAGGCCAUUUAGAUCCUGAAUAACUGGCUCCUCCUCCUCCUCGGUUUUAUUUUUACUUUUCUUUUUCUUUCUCAGGUGGAAAACUUAAAUUGGAGCCUGUUUGUUUAUUCCUUGCUUCACAAUCCAAUUCUCUGAAAGGACUGGAUUGCUGCGUGAGCGUUUGAAAACUGCACAACUUAAUAUUUCUAGGAUUUUUUUUUGUGUGUGUGUGUGUGUGAGUGUGUGCGUUUUGUUGUGUUUUCCCUAAAUCUGCAUAGGGAGCUGAGAGGCCACAUAAAAUUUCAAGUCACACUGGAGAACUGGUCUUGAGGGGGAACAACAUCCAGAGGGUUUUGUGAUUUAUUUAGAGUGAGAGAAGUUUUCUCUCCAUCUGGCUCUCUCACAUUGUUCAAAGCUACUUUAGUGCCGGCUUCUGAAACAGGCUUUCUUUUCAUCAGCUACAGACGUUUGGGUGGGGGGGGGGGGGGUAGACAAGGAGAUGGUGAGGAUGAAGGUUGGCAGUCUGUCACAACAACUAUCUUAUUUAUGUAGCAUUUUUAUAUCUCACCCUCUUCAUCUCAGUGUUUUUUUUGUCUGCCAAAUUUACUGGAAGUAAAGGCAACUGUACAUUGCUGUAUGUUUCUAGUUAGUCAUCUCAUGAAUUUUAAAUCAAAUUCAGUACUAGUCAGCCCUGUUUUUUUACUCAUUUUUAAGAUUUUCCAGAGAAUUCAAAUGUUACGCAUGUUUUCUCUUUUAGUGAGAGCUGAAAUUAAUUUGGUUAUGUUUUGUAGUGAUGCCUGAUAGCUCAACUUGUAUCCUAAUCCUCAGAGCACAAAGUUACUAUAUAAUACAAAUAUAUGAAAACUGGAUUUGUUGGCUUUAGAUGUUUUUUUUUUUAACUAUAUAUUUUCUAAUUUUGUCAUGCAGCACUUUUCUUGUGGUAUAUUACACAUUGUUUUGUCGCAGGUGAUUUCACCAGUGAAGGAGAUUGUGAGGUAUUGGGUAGAAGAUGUGCAAGUAGCAAAGUAAGGCAAGGUGUUUAAAGAAGGUUAGGACCAAGAAAGUGAGUCAAACAAAUGGAAGAGAGAUAAUCUCAUUGGUGUCGCAUGCGAAAAAUAGUUUUGUAUUUCUCAGUAAGUUUUUAUUUUUCUUAAAGGCUACAUCAGACGAUCAGCAGUCGCCAGCUAAAUUGAGAAUCAUUGGUAGUGGAAAGUGGAGUUGGAACAUCUGUUGUGUGUGUGUGUGUGUGUUAUUUCCCCCCCUUUUUUUAAGCCAUAUUGUAAUUUUCUUGCAUCGCUUUAUAAGACAAAGGCUGCAAUUCUCAUUUGCCUGCUAAGGCGUCAUCAUCCCAGUCAAGACUGCUGUUAAAUCACCCCAUUGACUGCAUCAGCACCCCUCAGGCUCCAAAAUCUCAACUUAACCCACAUUUACCACAGCUAUGCUUUCUUGCUUCUUAUGACAUUAAUUCUCUCCAAUAACUGAAACAGUCUUACUGUAGGAGGUCACAUAAAACAUUUUUUUUUUAUUCAAACGCAAUCUAAUAAGUCAUUUUUUGCAAAGCUUCCUCUCAUGUAAUAUCUCUAGUAAACACAAUCAUGUUGCAACAGUCAGAUGACCCACAGCUGAACUCUACUCAAAGUGUGAUGGGUUGCCACAUUACCCCCCCACCCUCGCAGUUUAACUAGAUGUACCAAUAUCCCAGCGAGCAAUGUGAAGUAUUGGAUUUGGAGGGAUGGUGGGAGGGUGCAGGGACGCAUCUUUAACUUGUGUUAAACGAUAGCUUUUUGGCUCUGGGCAAAAGAGCUGAGGUCACACAACUGAAAGAUGGAAAAGGUAGGAGCUUGGAAAUGGAAGUGCAUUUGUGUGCGUAGCAGAGAAGGGGUAAGGGGAAUGGACAACCUGAGACUAACACACCAUGUUUUUUAUCACUCAGACUGUCGUUUUUGUUUUUUUUAUUCCAUAGCAUUGCUUCUUCUGGACAUGUCUACUUUUUUCAUCCUCCAUUUGUAUCACCGUACACCUUUUUCUUUUUAGUGUGCAGAAAACACUAGGCUUCUUUUUUUUUUUUUUAUUAACCAUUUUAUGAGUAAAAAUUGUUCCCAGAUGAACUGAAUGUGCAUUGCAUCCUUUUUAUUUUCUCCUCUUUUGUUUCUGACUGUUAGCACCUUGCUUUACUAUUGCCUCUCUAUCCACCUUUUUUCUGCUCAAAAAUAAAUAAAUAAAAUAAAAAACAAGUUUUGCUUUGGCUUGCCAGAGUGAGCCAUGCUACUUUGUGACCUGUGAAAAUCCUAUAUAAAUGGUUAUCUAAUGGAGUUGCUUUUAGAUGUAUUGCUAACCUGUGUAAAUUCACAAAUAAAACUGUAUUUUAAGAA